ACGCAAAUUUGGUUCAUUUUCGAAAUUUCAUGUUUAUUUGGAAAGGAAUUAAUAAAACAUGAGUUUGUUUUUCAGCUUGUUGAAUUGUGACAGUGAAAACUAGUAGAAAAUGUCUUGCACUGCUGACGAAAUUGCUGAAAAACGGAGGAUUGCAAUCGAACGACUGAAUGCUCGAAAGAAUGCAUUGAACAAUAACAACGGUGUCGUCACGAUUGCCGCCACCGUUCCGAAGCCAGCUGCUCCCACGGUUACUUCCCCGUUUCCUGCCAAGCCAAUAUUUACUCUUCCUCCGAAACAGCAGCAAGUGAUAGAGGCCCACAAAAGUAGUUCCUUCUAUGGUACUAAUACGACUAAUACUAGCAGUAAUACAUCGGGUCCGAACUUAAAACAGAUCGUUACCAAUGGCGGUAGUAGUAGUGGUGGGAAAAUCAAAAAUACCUUGAACAAUGCUCGUCCACAAACGCAACCAUACGCGAGGAACUCUCCCGUGAGCAAUGCAGGGAAGGUGGCGCCUGUUUUUGUACGGACGGUUACCUGCUCCUGUGCGAUGGUAUCGGAGUCAAGAUUCAUCGUUCAACCGUCCACAUUCAAUGAUAAACUGAUCGAAGUGUUUAAAAGCAUUCCCUCGAAACAAUACGAUCCCCGCACAAAACACUGGACGUUUGACAUUAGGGAUUAUGCGUUAGUUCAGGAGAAGGUAACGGCAUUAAAUCCGCACGUAUCGAUUGGUUUGAUUCCGAAAUUCGUGCUGCGUUAUUUCAAUGGGGAUCCGAGGGCGAAGCCAAAUCGGACCUGCUUGGAUGCUAUUGAACCAUCAUUGGCUGGAACUUUAAUGGAAUUUCAGAAAGAGGGUGUUUGUUUCGCCAUAGAACGAGGUGGUCGUGCCCUGAUAGCAGACGAAAUGGGGCUGGGAAAGACCUAUCAAGCACUAGCCGUGGCUGAUUUUUACAAAGAAAAUUGGCCUCUGUUGAUUUGCACGACGGCGUCCACGAGAAAUGCGUGGGCUACGAAGAUACGGCAAUUGUAUCGAUACGUUCCGGUCCAAAACAUUAUUACGCUUCAGGGAAGUCAGGACCAGAUUGGUGAUGCACGUAUUUUGAUCUCUAGCUACAGUUUGAUGGAGAGGUGCGCAGAUAAGCUCCAGGAACGGGGAUUUGGGUUUAUCAUCAUGGACGAAUCUCACACGUUGAAGAAUUUUAAAGCAAAAUGCACGGCCGUUGCGCAAGCGUUGGCCAAGAAGGCCAAACGGGUGAUCCUUUUAUCCGGAACUCCAGCAUUGUCUCGACCGGUAGAGCUGUUCAGUCAGUUGCAGAUGCUGGAUAGGAGUUUUUUCAACUUUAAAGAAUACAGCACGAGGUAUUGUGCAGGGAAGCAAACAAAUUUCGGUUGGGACGCCAGUGGGCAAUCGAAUUUGGAGGAACUCAAUCUGCUGCUAGCAGCGAGGUUCAUGAUUCGUCGCACCAAGCAGGACGUGAUGAGCCUGCUAGCGGAGAAAAGCCGAGAAACUGUGAUAUUGGAUUCGUCGUUGUUGAGUAAAAAUGAGGAAGCGGAGGAAAACUUGAGUAGCUACGCGGCAGAUUAUUCGACGAGUAAAGGGCGCCAACGGGAGGACAUUCUUUUCCAGUAUUACAGUGCCACUGCAGUAGCGAAAGCUCCGGCGGUUUGCGGAUACUUGAAGCAGAUUAUAAAGGAGAAGCAGAAGUUUAUCAUAUUUGCACAUCACAUUCAAAUGCUGGAUGCGAUAUCGAAGUACCUCAGCAAGCAAAAGGUGGAUCACAUACGGAUCGACGGAACCACCAGAACAGAUUUGAGAUCGCAACUAGUGGACAAGUUCCAAACAAAGGAGUCCUGUCGCGCCGCAGUCCUAUCUCUGAAGGCCUGUAACGCCGGUAUAACCUUGACAGCCGCCCAGUUGGUUUUAUUUGCCGAACUAGAUUGGAAUCCAAGUAUCUUGGCGCAGGCCGAAAGCCGAGCCCAUCGAAUCGGUCAGGAGAGUGCCGUCGUUGUACGUUACCUGUUGGCCAAGGGAACGGCCGACGACAUCAUCUGGACGAUGCUGCAGAAGAAACAGAACAUCCUGAACAAGGCUGGUUUGUGCAACGAGGAUUUCUCCGAUUCGACCAACGUGGAUGCGCCCUGUUCGGCGGGGAAUAUUGAACCAUACUUGGAGAAGCGAUCGUCCACUUCCGGGACUCUCGACCCAUACGUUACUAGUGGACCAAAACCCAGUGCGAGUGCGAGUAGUGUAGCCAAGACUGAUAGCAACAACGGACUUCAAAGUAUGUUAGACGACGGAGAAGAUGACGAUUUGGCCGGGUUGGAAUUUUGAAAGUUUAGGAUAUUGUUUUUUUUAUGUUGUAAAUCAACUUUAU
Ochlerotatus camptorhynchus is the source of this 2372-nucleotide messenger RNA. RefSeq names its product SWI/SNF-related matrix-associated actin-dependent regulator of chromatin subfamily A-like protein 1 (gene Marcal1). The transcript is spliced from 5 exons. Gene Ontology annotation, biological process: replication fork processing; DNA repair. The coding region runs from base 110 to 2329 and encodes 739 amino acids. Gene Ontology annotation, molecular function: ATP binding; ATP-dependent chromatin remodeler activity. Lineage: Eukaryota; Metazoa; Arthropoda; Insecta; Diptera; Culicidae. The record is from RefSeq and is a predicted model, not a curated record.